Molecule: messenger RNA, 1512 nt
Organism: Leptonychotes weddellii (Weddell seal)
Lineage: Eukaryota; Metazoa; Chordata; Mammalia; Carnivora; Phocidae
Source: RefSeq, a predicted model, not a curated record
GCGGGUCCGGCCGCCGCCCGAGCAUGGACGACCCGGACUGCGACUCGACCUGGGAGGAGGACGAGGAGGAGGACGGCGAGGGCCCGAGCGCUGGGGGCGGCGAGGAUGGCGAGGCCGGCGCCCCGGGGGACGCGGACGCGGAGGACGAGGACGACGACGAGGAGGACGCGCGGGCGGCGCGGCCCGGAGCGCUCCAGGCCAGGCUGCUGGGGUCCCGAAACUGGCGAGCCGUGCGGGACACCCGCAGAUAUCGGCACCACUACCCGGAUUUGAUAGAACAAGCUGGCAAUGGUGACAUGCCAAACCUGAGUUUCUACAGAAACGAGAUCCGCUUCCUGCCCAAUGGCUGUUUCAUUGAAGACAUUCUUCAGAACUGGAGGGAGGACUAUGACCUCCUGGAAGAGAAUCACUCCUACAUCCAGUGGCUCUUCCCGCUGCGCGAACCUGGAGUGAACUGGCACGCCAAGCCCCUCACGCUCCAGGAGGUUGAGGCAUUUAAAAGCUCUGAGGAAGUCAGGGAGCGGUUUGUCCAGGCCUACGAGCUCAUGCUGGGGUUCUACGGGAUCCAGCUGGAGGACCGAGACACUGGGCAGGUGCGCCGAGCACACAACUACCAGAAGCGCUUCCAGAACCUCAACUGGCAAGGCGCUCUGGCGGGGGACCAGGAGGGGGAGGCGGGGGGCCGCGGAGAGGAGGGCCCGGAGCCCCCGAGCCCCAAGGAGAGCAAGAAGAGGAAGUUGGAGGCCAACCGGCGGGAGCAGGCCCCAGGGGAGCCGGGCGCCCAGAGCGCCUCGGACGUGGAGAAGAUUGCUCUGAACCUGGAGGGCUGCGCCCUCAGCCACGGCAGCCUCGGCCGGGGGUCCCAGGAAUUGGGCAUCCAGGCCCCGGGGGAGGCCGAGCAGCCCUGCCCCCAGCCCCCAGGGGCCAAGGUGGCCGAAGAGAUGAGGAAGAGAAGGAAGGUGGACCAGGGCCCCUGGGACGGUGCCUCGGUGGGUGGCACUGGUGGAGACGGUGGGACCAAGAAGCCAGCCCCCGCCCGGCACCCUGCCGCGCCGGGCUGCCCUGAGGCCAGAGAGGGUGAGGAUGGGGUGGAGGAGGCGGAAGGCUGGGCAGGGCUGGAGCAGGCUGCUCCCGGGGGCUCAGCCGCGGCAGCACCACCGGUAGAUGAGGAAGCUGAGGUAGGGCCUUAGGCUAAACCCAGAGAGCCUUCAGGGAAGCCACAGGUCUGGGGAGCCCCGUUGCCGGCUGUUGUCAGCUCCGUGCGGUUCCGGCCCCUCCCUGAGGGCCCCUCCCUGGUGGCCGCCGCAGCUGCCGGAAGCCAGGAACUUCGGAAUCCUUACCUCGAACUCACGCCCCACCGCCUCCUCUGUGCCGCGCCCCCCGCCCCGCCGCGCCCCGCCCCGCCCCCUGCCCGUCUUCGUAAAUUGGCCCUUAGGGGUUGGGGGUGGGAGUGGGGUUCAUUUUCUUAGUCUGGUGCCAAGGCCUUUUCUGAAUAAACUGAUUUGACUUUGA